CCACAUUUUUGUCUGCAAAAUAGCACAAAAUAUAUUUAUUCGAAGUGAAAACGGGGAGAUGAAUAGCGAUUAGCGGGAAGAGCACUGGCAAAACGAUGUAAAAAAUUUUCGUGUGGCGCCUCUUCUUCCCAACAUAGAAAUCAGAUUCCCCCCAAAACAUUGGACCAAACACCAAGUCAAGUGGUUUUUUGUAAACCCCAAAUUAUUUAACAAAGCGUAUUCUAUCUAGAGCUGGAAAACCUUGUCCCAACUAUUUUGGAGGGCUCUUGAUAGUGGCCAUGGUGAUGGGUUCCGCUACUGUUUCAAAUCGGAGUGUAUCUGAAAAGGAGAGAGUUAAAAAAGGAAGCAAGCUCCAGAAAAAUGGUGUUACUACUUCUCCUGCAAAAAGGAAUAAAAACCCCGAGAUCCGGGUCGUGGGUGCCCGGAUUUAUGACCCCAUUAAUGGGAAAACUUGCCAUCAGUGUCGCCAAAAAACCAUGGAUUUCGUGGCAGCUUGCACGAAUCUGAAGAACAACAAGCGAUGCACCCUUAUGUUGUGUCAUAAGUGCCUUUUGAACAGGUAUGGUGAGAAGGCAGAAGAAGUUGCUGACAUGAAGGAGUGGAUCUGUCCCAGGAAAAAAAGAGGUCAUCAACCCACUGGUAUACUUAUAAAUACAGCCAAGGCAACUGGAUUUUCAUCUGUUUCAGAGAUGCUACUUAUGGGAGCAGGACACUUAAGUAACACAGCACACUCUCCCAAGAAGGAGGUUCUCUCUUCACCUGGAAAACGGGGGAAGGAAAAUUCAUUUGAUGGAAAACUAGAUGUGAAUUUACCGAAUCAAAUUGAGAAGAAGUCCAAGGAAGUUAAGGAGACUCAGAAAGGGAAUAUUGAAGAGAAUGGCCCUAUGAACGUAACUAGCGGAAGCCCUAAUAAAAGAAAAUUGAAGCAGGAUGUACACGAGUUUACUAAGGAGCCUAGAAAUGAAGAAAUUGGUUCAUGUGGCUCUGAAAAAAUGCCAAAGAAAAAGAAGGUGAAUGGAUCAGAAGAGAUGAAUAUUGAGAAAAAUGAAAAAGAAAUCAAGAAGACUAGUCUAAAUGGUGAUGCUAUGAAGCUGAAAAGAUCAAGGAAGAACAAGUCAGAAAAUGAUUAUAGCAGGAAAAAUGAGGCCACCUUAGCAAGGAGGACAAGCCCUCGAAAGUUGAAAGUUUGCAGUGACUUGCCCCACCAAGUGGUGGAACUAGAAAAUGCAGUCGACCAGGGCAAAAAUGUCAAGGAUACUAAUAUCACUACUGAAAAAAAUUGUAUGGAUAUGAAUAAGUGCCAAGUUGCAGAUUGGCGAGUGAACAUUCAAUUGCCUGUAGGGAAAGAGUUGAACAGUGUUGCUGGAAUUGAUAUUCUUGAUGUGAAAAAGGGGCAACCAGAACAUGUUCUGAAAGACUUACUUCAUGGACGAGGACGUCGAGGAAAAUUUUCUUUAACCGUCCAAUUUCUUAUUAAUCUGCUGUCUAUUGUCUUAUCAGAUCGAAAAGAAAAUCAUGUAAAGCUGAACCCUUCAUAUGGAAAAGGCUCAUGGUUCGAUGCGCUUAAGAAAUGUUUGUCCGAAUCUAAAAGCGUGCUCCGAGUGCUGGGACUAGAUUCUUUUGAUAAAGCAGCUGAUUAUGAGGCUUUAGAAGCUUCAGAUAAGCUUAAGCUCUUGAACAUUCUAUGUGAUGAAGUUCUGGAAACUGAAAAGUUGAGGGUCUGGAUGGAGAUACAAAGAAAAAAUCAUAAUGAGAAGGUCAGAGAAGCUAAACAAAAAGUCGCUGCUGCUAAGGACGAGGAGAAGAAUUUAAAGCAGAAAAUGCAAAAUGAUAUUGCCCAAGCAAUUAUCGCUAAGCAUGGUGCUAAUCUUUCAAUUUCUGAGCACGAAGCAAUUGUAUCUGAUAUAAAGCAAGAAACAGCAAAAGCUCAUGCCAAGGUGCUCGAGUCAAUGGGCAUGCUUUUAAAGAAUAACAAGUCAGAUGUUCUACGAACUGAGCCCAUCUUUUCUGGAGUUGGUGGUCAUGCAUAUUGGAAAUUGCAUUGUAUGGGAAAAUCUGACCUUGUGCAUCAGGAUGCUGGGCAAGGGGAUGGGGAUGCUACCUUAGAUGAUAAAUGGUUCCUUGUCGAUGAAGAAGGAGAAAAAGCUAUUGAAAAGUUCAUAUCUUUGUCAAACUGUGUCGAAGUUGAAGUCUCCAGUGUUCCCCUUUACUGA
Striga asiatica is the source of this 2213-nucleotide messenger RNA. Lineage: Eukaryota; Viridiplantae; Streptophyta; Magnoliopsida; Lamiales; Orobanchaceae. The record is from the annotation of a GenBank genome assembly.